Thamnophis sirtalis is the source of this 11280-nucleotide messenger RNA. The record is from RefSeq and is a predicted model, not a curated record. Lineage: Eukaryota; Metazoa; Chordata; Lepidosauria; Squamata; Natricidae.
AUGUCGGAGAACUUUGUGGAUUCCUACGGAGGCUCCCUCCAGUACACAGUGCGCUACCACCUGGGCCGAGGACAGUCAGAGCUUGUCCGGAAGCCAGACGUGGUCCUUGUGGGCAAUGGGCAGAAAUUGCUUUACCGGCUACAGGUGCCUCCCGAGCCCUUUGUGACCAACCGGCGCCAUAUCCAUUUCACAGAGGAGAACUGGCAGAAGGAAUCUGGGGAGCCUGUGAGCCGGGAGGAGCUGCUCCUCACCCUGCAGAACCUGGAGGCCGUCAUGAUCCAGACGGUGUACGAUAAUCGGAUGGCCACGGUGGGACUGAGCAACAUCGUCAUGGACACCACCACCACAGAGGUCACCAGCCUGGGUGUGGCGCAUCAUGUGGAGGAGUGCAGGUGCCCCGUGGGCUACUCUGGCCUCUCCUGUGAGCAGUGCGAGCCUCACUUCAAGAGAGUCUCCGGCGGCCCCUACUUGGGCAUCUGUUCCGGCUGCAGCUGCCAUGGUCACUCCACCUCCUGCGACCCCUUCUCGGGAUACUGCCUGAACUGCCAGCACAACACGGAAGGGCCACGAUGUGACAAAUGCAAGCUGGGCUUCUUUGGUGAUGCCACCCAGGCCACCCCAGAGGCGUGCCGGCCUUGCCCAUGCCCGUAUACCGAAGCUCCGCGCAGGUGUGCUCCUGGCUACAAAGGCAACCCCAUCCAGCCAGGCGGGAAGUGCGUGCCGAUUGGAGGAGACACCGAGAUUCCAGGGAAGGAGGUCGUCUGCGACGAGCGAGGGGGCAGGAAGGCCUCAGAUGGGGGCUGCCGCUGUAAGCCCAACGUCCAAGGGCGGUCGUGCAAUGAGUGUGCCACGGGCAGCUUCCACCUGAGCCACGGGAACCCCGAGGGUUGUCUCCGCUGCUUCUGCAUGGGGGUCUCACGCCAGUGUGCCAGCUCCUCUUGGAACAGAGAUCAGGUGCAGCUGACUCACGAGGAUGCUCAGAGAGGGCAGUUCGGUCUCGCCAACUCUGCCAACACCCGGACGGUCAGCGAGGGGAUCCGCUUUACGGGAGGCUCGGAGCUCACUUUCUCUUCCUUCCACAUUCUGCCACGGGACGUCUACUACUGGUUGCUGCCCGAGCGCUUCAAGGGAGACAAGGAUCUCUGACAUCCACAUGGAUGUGGCAGUACCACAUUCCACAGGCCUGAGCCCAGCCCCCGAGGUAGAGGAUUGCACAUGCCCGCCCGGGUAUCGAGGGCCCUCCUGCCAGGACUGUGACGUUGGGUACACGCGCAGCACCAGCGGACUGUACUUGGGUACCUGCGAGCCAUGCAGUUGCCACGGGCACGCCACCGAGUGCGACAUGGAGACGGGAGAGUGCCAGGGCUGCCAGCACCACACGGAAGGGCUCCACUGUGAGCGCUGCCAGCCAGGAUUCUACGGGGAUGCCCAACACGGGACGCCCAGAGACUGCCAGCCGUGCCCCUGCCACGGACCAUCCUCAGCUAUCCAGGAAAGGGGGACCUGCUUUGUGGACGCCGACGGAGAGCCAACCUGUGACUCCUGUGCCCAGGGUUACAUCGGACGCCAGUGUGAAAGGUGCGCUCCUGGCUACGUUGGGAACCCCAGCCUGGGUCAACCCUGCACAGAUCCCGGCUCCCGGUGCCAUUGCAACCCACACGGCAGCAUCAGCCACCACUGUGAUGCCAGCAGGCAAUGCCAGUGUAAGGUGGGCUCCUACGGAGGACGCCUCCGCUACACGCUUUCCUACUCGGCCGGAGGGAGAGGCACCCCGCUGCCCGAUGCGGAUGUACAGAUUACCGGCAACGACAUCACCCUGGUGGCCUACCUAUCCGAGCUGCGGCCUCACGAGCACAAGGGCUUUGAAGUGAUCUUCCGGGAGCAAUUCUGGAAGCGACCGGAUGGGCAGCCUGCCACGCGGGAGCACCUGCUGAUGGCCCUGGCCGACCUGGAUGAGAUCCUCAUCCGCGCCACCCACUCCACAGAUAUGCUUUCGGCGGGCAUCGCUGGUGUCAGCAUGGAGACUGCGGUGCCCACCUACACCAGCCUGCCCCGGGCUUUGGAAGUGGAGGAAUGCCGCUGCCCGCCCGGAUACCAGGGCCUUUCUUGCCAGGACUGCGCGGCCGGCUACACCCGGACCGGCGGAGGGCUCUACCUGGGUCACUGUACGCUGUGCGAAUGCAACGGGCACUCGGAGUCCUGCCACCCUGAGACUGGCACUUGCUCGCACUGUCUGCACCACGCGGCUGGGGAGUUCUGUGAACGAUGCGCCCCUGGCUACUAUGGAGAUGCCACCGCCGGGACCCCCGAGGACUGCCAGCCGUGUGCUUGCCCAUUGCCGGAUUCUGAGAACCAAUUCUCGCGGACGUGCGAGAGCCUGGAGGGCGGCGGCUAUCGCUGCACCGCCUGCGAACCUGGUUACGCUGGCCAGUAUUGCGAACAGUGUGCCUCUGGAUAUACGGGCAACCCCAACAUCCGUGGUCAGAAAUGUCUUCCGUUGGGACGCCCCGACCAGCCCCGCCUGGUCGUCCAAAUCCAUCCCUCCCGGACGGCUGUGUCCCAGGGCAGCGAAGUGACGCUACGUUGCCAGGUCAGUGGGGAGUCGCCACAUUUCUUCUACUGGUCCCGGGAAGAUGGCCGCCCCGUGCCAAGUACUGCCCAGCGCAGGGAGGAAGGCGUCGAGCUGCACUUUGCUAGCAUCCGGCCCUCGGAGGCCGGCGUCUACGUCUGCACCUGCCGAAACCCCCAUUUUACCAACUCCAGCCGCAGUGAGGUGAUCGUCACAGAAGGUCCCAGCAAGGCCAUCUCCGUGACGGUGGAAGAGCAGAAGGUGCAGAACGUGAAACCAGGCAGUGACGUCACCUUCCUCUGCACCGCCAGGAGCAAGUCUCCUGCUUACACGCUGGUGUGGACGCGGCAGAACAACAGGAAGCUGCCCAGCCGCGCCAUGGAUUUCAACGGCAUCCUGACCAUCCGGAACGUGCAGCCGGAGGACGCCGGCAUCUACAUCUGCACGGGCUCCAACAUGUUUGACAUGGAUGAGGGGACAGCCACCCUCUACGUGCAAGCUACCGCUGCUGUCCAGCCCACCGCCACCAUUGAACCCACCCAGCUGAGCGUCCAGCCAGGCCAACCAGCUGAGUUUCGCUGCAUCGUGACCGGAAGCCCAGAGCCCACUGUGGAGUGGAUCGGAGGACCCGGAGGCGUGAUCUCCCGCAAGGCUGUUAUCCAGGGCGGGAUCCUGCGCUUUCCUGCGGUUGAGCCCACCGACGAGUCCCAGUACCUGUGCCGAGUGCGAAACAGCGUUGGGCAGCACAUGGCGCGAGCUUUCCUGCAAGUGCAAAGUACCAGCGUCCCCCAAGUCCAGGUGAGCCCCGAACGGACAGAGGUGCAGGAGGGCAGCACCGUCAGACUGUACUGCCGGGCUGCGGGCUCCCCAGCGGCCACCAUCACCUGGGAGAAAGAGGGCGGCAGCUUGCCUCCACAGUCCCACUCCGAGAGAACCGACAUCUCCACCCUGGUGAUACCCUCCAUCACGGCUGCCGACGGAGGGGUGUACCUGUGCGUGGGCAGCAGCCCGAUGGGAGUCGGCAGAGCCCGCAUUGAGGUGGCGGUCGUUCAGGUGCCCGGCGUCUCACCGAUGGUCAAGAUUGAACCUUCGUCCUCUUCGAUCACCGAAGGCCAGUCCUUGGACCUGAACUGCGUGGUGGCCGGCCACCCUACAGCAUCCGUCACAUGGUACCGGCGGGGAGGGGCCCUGCCAGCCAACCACCAGAUCUAUGGGUCCCUCCUGCGAAUCUUGGAGGUCUCGGCCGCUGACUCUGGGGAAUACGUCUGCCGAAUCAGCAACGGAGCUGGCCCGAAGGAAGCCUCCAUCAAGGUGACCAUCCAGCAGAGCCACACCCCCUCUCAAGGGCCGUCACCAGUCCGGAUCGACUCCGUUUCCUCUUCCAUCACGGAGGGUCAGUCCUUGGACCUCAACUGCCAGGUCACUGGUCUCUCGCAGCCCAGAGUCACUUGGUACAAGCGGGAAGGGUCCCUCCCAGCGAACCGCAAGAUUUCUGGCCUCCAUUUAAGGAUUCUCAAAGCCACAGUAGCGGACUCAGGCGAAUAUGUGUGUCGGGUGACCGACGGCGACAACGGCGUCGUUCGAGAGGCCUCCAAAGUGAUCCUCGUGCACAGCAGCUCCGAAACCUCGGGAGUUACCCCUCCGCUCUGGAUCGAGCCUUCGUCGCCCUCCCUCGUCCCAGGACAAGCCUUGGACUUGAACUGUGUCGUGGCUGGCCAAACCAGUGCCACCAUCACAUGGUACAAACGAGGUGGAUCCUUGCCAGCCGGUCACCAGGUCUCCGGUUCCCACCUGCGCAUCCCCCGGAUCUCCCCGGCUGACUUGGGGGAAUACGUCUGCCGCGUCAGCCUGGAUUCCCUCACCCGAGAAGCUUCCAUCCUCGUUUCUGUCACCCGCUCCUCCUCCUCCACCUUUGGCGUGGCUCCCCCGGUGAGGAUUGAGGCCUCCUCCUCCGUCAUAGCGGAAGGGCAAACACUGGAGCUUGACUGUGUGGUUUCCCGCCCGGAGCAAGUCAUGGUUACCUGGUACAGACGGGGUGAAGCCCUUCCAGCCCAUCAUCAGGCCUUGGGAACUCGUCUGCGUCUGGUCAAGAUCUCUCCGGCUGACUCUGGAGAGUACGUUUGCCGGGUCAGCUCCGAUGCCGCCAGCCAGGAAACGUCCGUCUUGGUCACUGUCCAGCAACAGGAAGGCAGACCCACUUUCCCUGCUGGGGUGAUCCCACCUGUACGGAUCGAGUCUUCUUCCACCUCGCUCUCCGAGGGCCACACCUUAGACCUGAAAUGCAUCGUGGCCGCCUCUGUGCCGCAGGCGAGAGUCACCUGGUAUAAGCGAGGAGGGGCUCUUCCUGCCAGCCAUCAGGUCUCCGGUUUCCUCCUGCGCAUCCCACAGGCUUCACCAGCUGACUCUGGGGAAUACGUCUGCCGCGUGAGCCACGGCUCGGCCAUUCACGAGGCCUCGCUGGUGGUGACCAUCAAAGGUGAAAGGGACUCCUACUCUGUGGGCGUCACUCCCCCGAUCAGGAUUGAAAUGUCCUCCACAGUCAUCUCCGAGGGGCAGACUUUGGACCUGAACUGCCUGGUGGCUGGCCAAUCCCAAGCCAAAGUGAUGUGGUACAAGCGCGAGGGUGCCCUGCCUGUCCACAGUCAGAUUUUCGGAACCCGCCUCCGAAUCUCGCAAGUUUCGGCAGCCGAUUCGGGCGAGUAUGUCUGUUACGUGAACGAUGGCACCAGCCGACUGGAGACAUCCAUCAUUGUGUCCAUUCCCAGCAGCUCAGGCGGCCCAUCCACUUCUGGGGUGAUACCGCCGGUGAGGAUUGAAUCCUCCUCCUCUUCCCUCGCCGAGGGACAGACCUUGGAGCUGAACUGCCUCGUGACUGGCCAGAACCACCCCAAAGUCAGCUGGUUCAAGAGAGGAGGACCCCUCCCACCCAACCACCAGGUCUCGGGCACUCGCCUUCGCAUCCCACAGGUCUCCUCCGCCCACUCCGGCGAGUACGUCUGCCGUGUCAGCAGCCCCAAUGCCGUCCAGGAGGCGGUGUUGGUUGUCACCAUCCAGGACAGUGAGGGACCCUCCCACCCCACAGGGGGUGCCUCAGCUCUGAGGAUCGAGGCUUCCUCCUCUGCCGCCAUUGAAGGAGAGACCUUGGAUCUGUCGUGCAUUGCUCCAGGCCAGCCCCAGGCCACGUUCACCUGGUAUCGGCGAGAGGGUCAGCUGCCUGCAGGUCACCAGGUCUCCAACGCCCAUCUGCGACUGGUCCGACUCACCCCCGCCGACUCUGGUGAAUACAUCUGCCGUGUGAGUGGAGGCAGCGUCCCACAAGAGGCGUCCUUCAUGGUCUCUGUCGUGGCCAACACCAGUCCUACUUCCCGUCUGCAGAGCCCCAUCAUCUCCAUAGAGCCCCACAGUGUGGUUGUGCGCGGAGGGGACGAGGUCUCCUUCCGGUGUCACAUCCACAAAGGCAGCCCGCCUCUCGAGAUCACCUGGAAGCUUCCCAACAACCAGCUGCUAGAUAAUGUGAGAAUCAGCCCUAAUGGCUCUGCGAUCACCAUCUCCAAUGCCCGUCCAGAAAACCAUGGGGCCUACCGGUGUGUGGUCUCCAACCCGUUUGGGAUUGCCAACAGCCUAGUCAACGUCCUAGUCCAAGGGCUGCCUACCGUCUCGGUGGUGCCGAAGGGGCCCCUGCAGCUCAAAGUGGGCAAAUCCAUCAGCGUGGACUGCCUGGCAACCGGGGACCCUCGAGCUGUGGUGGGCUGGACCAAGCUGGGAGCUUGGAAGAAGCUGGAGAACCAGAGGAUGCUACCCUUGGAGAGCCGAGCAGUGCUGCAGAUCUCCUCUGCAAAGCUGGGAGAUGCCGGUACCUACGUGUGCGUGGCCCAGAACUCCGUGGGCACCACGGAGGCGCAGGUGGAUGUGAGCGUGGAGGCGGUGCACGGCAGCAGAGGAGUCCCCGAAAUCCAUGUGACUCCAACCCAGACGGUGGAGGCGGGACAGACGGCUCGGCUCCAUUGUUCUGCCACAGGUGACCCGACUCCCACCAUCCACUGGUCCAAGCUACGGGCUCCCUUGCCAUGGCAGCAUCAGGUGGUGAAUGACACCCUCAUCAUCCCCCGGGCAGCCCAGCAGGACUCGGGCCAGUACAUCUGCAAUGCCAGUAACUCUGCGGGGUUCACGGAAGCCUUCAUAGUGCUGGAUGUGGAGAUACCACCUUACGCCACCAGUCUUCCCAACCGAGCAGUGGUGCACCAGGGCGAUGCAGUGCAGCUGCAGUGCCUGGCCCACGGCACGCCCCCGCUGCGUUACCAGUGGACCAAGGUGAAUGGCAGUCUCCCUGGACGGGCCACGGUGCGAGAGGGCAUCUUGCAGUUCAGCCCCGCCGGGCACCGGGAUUCCGGCACCUACCGCUGUCAUGUCAGCAACCGGGUGGGCUCCGCUGAGGCUUUUGCCCAGGUCUAUGUGCAAGGCCAUGCUGGAGAACCCCUCUCCGUUCAGGUCACCCCUCAGAGUGACACCAGAGCCGUGGGUGCCACAGCGGAGUUUGUGUGCUCCGUUUCCGGGGAUCCCGGGGCGCAGAUCGAGUGGUUUAAAGAGGGCGGAGAGCUGCCUCCCACUCACACCAUCCGCAAUGGAGUGCUGCGGAUUGAGAAGCUGGUCCCGGAGUGCCAGGGGGUAUAUGUGUGUCGGGCCAGGAGUCCCUCCGGUCAGGCCCAGGAGAGGGUCAGCCUGACUGUCCGGGCCCUCCCCAAAGUGAUGAUCAACAUCCGGACAUCGGUGCAGACCGUCCUGGCGGGCAAUGCCGUGGAGUUUGAGUGCCUGGCUUUCGGCGACCCCAAGCCGGACCUCACCUGGAGCAAGGUGGGCGGGCAGCUGCGCCCGGGAGUGCUGGCCAGUGGAGGCCUGGUGAAGAUCGAGCGGGUGGAGCAGGCCGAUGCGGGAAAGUACCGCUGCACGGCCACCAACAACGUCGGCACCGUCCAGUCCCAUGUCAUCCUGCAUGUCCAGUCCGUCCCGCAAGUGGCUGCCCAGCCAGAAGUGAAGGAGGUUUCCACAGGCUCCACCGUGAUUUUCCCAUGCUCGGCCUCCGGGUUCCCUGUCCCAGAAAUCAAGUGGACCAAGCUGGAAGGAGAGCUGCCCCGGCAUGCCCGACUGGAAGGCCACAGCCUGAUCAUUCCCUCGGUUCGCCUGGAAGACACAGGUGUCUACGUGUGCACAGCAUCCAACCGGCAGGGGAAGGGGACAGGCUUCUCCAUGCUCAAAGUGCGAGAGCGGGUGGUGCCCUACUUUACCCAGAAUCCUCAGUCCUACCUGGUCCUGCCUACUAUGAAGGAUGCCUAUCGGGUGUUUGCCCUCGAGAUCACCUUCCGUCCCGACACCGCGGAUGGGAUGUUGGUGUACAACGGGCAGAAGAAGAACACGGGCAGCGACUUCGUCUCCUUUGGGCUGGUGGGGGGCCGCCCAGAACUCAGGUUCGAUGCCGGUUCCGGCAUGGCCACCAUCCGACACCCUUCGAUCCUCAACCUGGGCGAGUUCCACACCGUCCGCCUCUACCGCAACCUGACUCAGGGAUCCCUGGUGGUGGACGGUCACCCCCCUGUGAACGGCAGCUCCCAGGGCAGGUUUCAAGGCCUGGAUCUCAACGAGGAGCUCUACCUGGGCGGGUACCCCAAUUAUGCAGCCAUCGCAAAAACCGGUCUCAGCAGUGGAUUUGUAGGAUGUGUGCACCAACUCAUCAUCCAAGGGAAAGAGGUGAUCUUCAAAGAUUUUGACCUGCAAGCCCACGGAGUCUCCAACUGCCCCACCUGCCAAGACCAACCAUGUCAGAACGGAGGAGUCUGCAGAGACUCGGAGAGCAGCAGCUACGUAUGUGAGUGUCCCCAGGGGUUCGCUGGCAGCAACUGCGAGCACCCUCAGGCCCUGCGCUGCCAUCCAGAGGCCUGUGGGCCCGAUGCCACCUGCGUGAACCAAGCCUCCGGGGAGGGCUACACCUGCCGUUGCCUCUUGGGACGACACGGAAAGAAGUGCAUGGCGGGCCUCACGGUGACCACCCCCCUCUUCCUGGGUGGAGAUGCUUUCAUCUCGUACCCGACCCUCACCAGAAACCCCUACGAGCUGCGGCUGGAGAUCGAAAUCAAGCCGCUCUCCCCCAACGGCCUCGUCCUGUUCAACGGGGGCGACGGGACCCCCGUGGCUGAUUUCGUCUCGCUCAACAUGGCCAAUGGGCACUUGGAGUUCCGCUACGAGCUGGGCUCAGGUACCGCCGUGCUCCGGAGCCACAAGCCCCUGGCCCUGGGGCAGUGGCACAAGGUGGCGGCCGAGCGCCUGAACAAAGAUAGCACCUUGCAGGUGGAUGAGGAGCGGCCUGUCAAGAGGUCAUCCCCCGGGAAGAGCCAAGGCCUCAACCUGCGCACUUCUCUCUACCUUGGAGGGGUGGAGGACACAAUUAAGCUCCCAGCAGCCGCCAACAUCUCCAGCCACUUCCAUGGGUGCAUCGGAGAGGUUUCGGUCAACGGGAAGAAGGUGGACAUUUCCUACAGCUUCCUGGAGAGUCGCAGCAUCGGGCAGUGCAUCGACAGCUCCCCUUGCGACCGCAGGCCUUGCCAGCACAGCGGCCAGUGCUUGAUCACGGGGGAGUACGAGUUCCAGUGCCUGUGUCCAGACGGCUUCACGGGGGAACGCUGCGAGGUGCCCGAGGCCCACUGUCAGCUCCAUCAUCCCUGCCUUAAUGGGGGGGUCUGCAAAGGCACCGCCUGUCUCUGCCGCCAGGGCUUCUCAGGGCUGUACUGUGAACACGAUGAACUGCAACACCAGCUGAAAGCCGAAUGGCCAGAAGGCAGCGGAGGAAAUGAUGCUCAUGGACAUUACGGGGCCUAUUUCUGCAAUGGGGGCUAUGUGGCCCUGCCGAGACAUGCUUUCCCCAGGAGCCUUCCGGAGUCGCCAGAGACCAUCGAGUUGGAAGUGCGCACCACCUCUGCAAAUGGGCUGCUCUUCUGGCAGGGAGUGGAGGAAGGGGAACCAGCCAAAGGGAAGGACUUCAUUAGCCUCGGGCUAAAGGACGGGCAUCUGCUGUUCAGUUACCAACUGGGAAGCGGAGAGGUCAACAUCCGCUCUGAAGACCCUGUGGAUGAUGGAGAGUGGCAUCGAGUGACCGCUGUCCGGGAAGGGAAAAGAGGCUUCCUUCAGGUGGACGGAGAGGAGGCAGUGACUGGAGAAUCUUCUGGCAGGAAUGUCAUGGUCAACACCAAAGGCCGGAUCUAUAUAGGAGGCGCCCCCAACAUCCAGACGCUCACGGCUGGGAAAUACGCCUCAGGAAUCACAGGCUGCCUCAAAAAUGUGGUAAUGGUCAAUGCCCGGCCAGGCCAGGAGCCCCGUCAGCCAGUAGAUCUGCAACAUCAAGCGGAAAUGGCCCUGAACAUUCAGGAGUGCCCCUCAUAGGGGAGGCCCACCCACCCACCUUCCACCCUCUUGCUCUUCGUUGCCAUCGCCGGGCCAAAGGAGAGACAUCUACGCUGAUUAUCAUUAUUUUAUUAAUAUUAUUAUUAUUACAAAUUUUUUAAAAAGAAGAAACACACAAACGGUGCUUUUGCUGCUGCCAAAAAAAGAGGAAGGGGGGAGGGAAUUGGCUGAUGGCGUCCUCGUCCUGGGACGGCAGGAAAGGAGCCACACGCCUUCUUGAAGGACCAGGGAGCCCUGCCAUGCUGUGCCGGAAGCUGCCAAAGGAGGCCCGAACCAGGCCGGCUUCCCAGAGUUUGGCAAGUGAACCGGGCGCCCCGACGGCUACUCUGCUGGGCCGGCUGGCUGUGACUCACCAAAGAUCCUGCCCCUCGCCCUCCCUGGGGCAGCGAGAGGAUCCUGGGAAGGUGGUCUCGGCACAUCCCCAUGCCCAGCAAAUGCCAUGUAGGAGACGGAUCCUUUUGAAGUCCCUUCUCUGCCUCGUUGCCCUGCACAGCUGCAGUGCUUCUGAGAGGUGCCCCACCCGACUUCGCCCUAUGCCUGUGGGUCCUCUAGGGCCAGCUGCUUUAACCCCUGGAUCAUGCCUAGGAAUCCUGGGUCUCGCCCCGUGGAAGGAGCAACCCUGCUGCACCCUGGGAGGUGUCUUUCCCACCGCCUUUGUGUUGCUUCAGUGCCUUAUUGGGGAGGAGGGGCGUCUCCUAAUGGAUGCACAGGCUAUCUCCCAGCCCAAUCUCCUCUCACCCGCCCUCCGUUGCCUGCUGAGUGUUAUUUCUCACAGCAAAUCUUCUGGAAACGAGGCUGUUUCUUGGGAGGCAGAGAGCAGAGAAGCCCCACAAUCCAGAAAGUCCUGUCCCUGCUAUGGGUCAGUCAGAAUCAGAAGGGUUUUUUUUUACCGCUUUCCAAGGACAAAAGGAGCUUUGCCUAACUAGCCAGGUCCAAAGAAACUUCUGUUGCUCGGACAGGAGAUUGCUGAUCGCUGGCAUUGCUGACUGCUGACAUCCUUGUCCUCUCCUGCCAGCCGCUCCCCCCCCCCCGCACUGGGGCCAGCAAACUGCUUUUGCCUUGGGGGGGGAUGCCUGGUUCUACUUCAGCCAGGGCACCCCACACUUCUCAUGUUGGCCUGGCUGCCCUGGGCAUUUUGGUGCAGCCCCUCUUGUGUCCAGGAUUGGAGCGGCCAGCCUACAAACUCUCUCUCUGCUUCUCCUAUCCUCCUUCCUUUGACUGUUCUUGUACUUCUUUUUCUUAAUAAAUGGUGCUGAACCCCA